GAUGAACCACCAGAAAGUACUAUGGACCCGCACAAUGAGAUGUCUUAUCUCAAUACUUGGCCCAAAAAGAUUUUCUUUUACUGCAUAAAGGAGGCGGACGAUAACUGUGGUGGCGAAACACCGUUGGUCAAGAACAGCGAGCUUCUCUCCAAAUUGGAUCCCGAAGUUGUGACGAGGUUUGAUGAGAAAGGUGUGCGAUAUGUACGAUAUCUACCUGAUAAAGCGCACGAUGAGUACAUGAAUUGGCAACACAUGUUCGGCACUGAAGAUAAACAGGAAGCCGAGAGAGUUGCUGAAGACAAAGGGUAUCACGUGAGCUGGAAUGAAACACAGGAUUUAUGUCUUUGGCAAAACAGACCUGCGUCGAUACAGCAUCCGCUGGCCAGAAAUAAAAUUUGGUUCAAUCAGAUUGCCGCCAUGCACAGCUCAUAUUACCAUGCAUUACCCACCUUUAUUGGGAAAGGUAUCCCGGAUGAAAAAUGCCCUUCCCACACAUAUUAUGGAGACGGAAGUCCGAUUGAACCGGAAGUAAUACAGCACAUACGAGUAACAACCUGGUCAUGCGCAGUUGGUUUUCAGUGGCGAACGGGAGACUUACUGGCAUUGGAUAACUUAGCCGUUCAGCAUGGUCGCAUUGGUUACAGUGGCGAGAGAAAAGUACUUGCUUACCUCACUGGCUGAAGUGAAAAUUAUCUGACAUUUGCUUGAUGGCUGAAGUUCUCAAUUCCUAAAUCUUUCGAAUAUAUUCAAAUAUACCCAAAUCUGACUGACUUUUAUUAAAACUUACCUGGCCUGUGUUUUAAGGGAAUGCGCAUAAAGGACGAUUAUUGGCGCCAGAUUACUCCCCCAUCCAUGUCAAACUUUUUAUAUUGCUAUGGUUUGCCUCGUUUGAAGACAAUGGCGCUAUUGUCCGUUAUCCAGAUUUGAAGACAAAAUUUGGGUUGAGGGAGGGGGAGAAGUGAUUGAUUGCCAAUGUACAAAGGGUCUCGCUGACUUCAAAGGUUAGUUGGUUACGACCAAUUUUCUUUCUUGUCUACGCUUCAUGCUGGAAAUUGAUUUUUCUCCUUCCUUCCCUUUUUUCUGAGUCAAGCUUCUCACAGGUACGUUAUUAUCCUGCGUGUAGUUUGCGAUUCCUUUUUUUAGGGGUUUCUAAACCUGUUGUGAGUGGUUUAAAACAAAUUUUCAGAAGUGGAAACCGUUUAAUUUUAUAAGAAAGAUUUCCAGAGUUCUCGUGUCAUCUCCAGUUGAAAUUAACUCAUGCAAACUUCAUUUGUUAUAUUGAAGAUGAAUGAAGAACUUCAUUUCCUAUAGAAAUAACUGACGUUAUGUCUUUUCUUAAAAUUAUAAUGCAUCCUCUGCUAUCCAGACCUUUUGUCUGUCUCUCACGUCAUCAAGUAGAUGAACCGCCUCCCGGUUGGCUCAAUGGAUAGAGCGCUGGACUGUUGUGCGGGAGGCCG
Messenger RNA from Stylophora pistillata, 1457 nucleotides. RefSeq lists its product as uncharacterized. The record is from RefSeq and is a predicted model, not a curated record. Lineage: Eukaryota; Metazoa; Cnidaria; Anthozoa; Scleractinia; Pocilloporidae. Gene Ontology annotation, molecular function: oxidoreductase activity.